Sesamum indicum (sesame) is the source of this 1384-nucleotide messenger RNA. RefSeq names its product protein ENHANCED DISEASE RESISTANCE 2-like. Lineage: Eukaryota; Viridiplantae; Streptophyta; Magnoliopsida; Lamiales; Pedaliaceae. The record is from RefSeq and is a predicted model, not a curated record.
AGCAGCAGUUUUUGCAAAAAACCAAUUCGUAACUCUAUUUUCGCCAGCUUUUGCAAUUUUGCAACAAUCAAAGCCAUCAUCAUUCACUGAACAAAACCCUAAUCCUCAAACUCCGUUUCUCCAGCUGGUGGUGGUUAUUCCAUCACUACCUGUUUCCUUAUGGCUCUAUGAAUUUCUGGACGGACAGGUGAUUUUGUCUUAGUAUGGCAAAGCUUGUGGCAAAGAAGGAGCAUGAGUGGGUUGAGAGAGUGAGAUCAGAAGGUCCAGUUCCACAUCUUCAGCCCGGUAACUGUUCAUAUGGUUGGACUUCUCCUCCGGGAAACGUUUUCUUUGUUAGAGGACCGGAAUACCUGAAAACAAAGGUCAAGAUCCCUGGUGGAGAUUAUCUACUGAAGCCACUAGGUUUUGACUGGAUUAAAGGACCAACAAGGAUUUCAGAGCUGCUGAAUAAUCCAAAAAACCGUGUCAGGAGAGCUCUUGAGGAGGAAUGUUCAAAAGGUCAUAAACCUUUUGUUUGGGCUUUCAAUUUACAAGUCCCAAGUAAAGAUAAUUAUAGUGCUGUUGCCUACUUUGUGGCUACGGAACCUAGCCAGGAGGAUUCAUUGAUUAGUCGAUUCCUGAAAGGUGAUGAAGGAUUUAUGACUUCAAGAUUAAAAAUGAUAGCCAACAUUGCAAAAGGCCCUUGGAUUGUGAGAAAAGCAGUUGGCGAGCAGGCUAUCUGCAUUAUUGGCCGAUCACUUUCUAGCAAGUAUUGUAUAGGAGAAAACUUCAUAGAAGUUGAUAUAGAUAUUGGAUCUUCAAUGGUUGCAACUGCUGUUGUUCACCUAGCAUUUGGUUACUUGACAACACUUACUGUUGAUCUAGCUUUUCUUAUAGAGGGUCAAAGUGAGUCUGAGCUGCCAGAAAAAAUCUUAGGAGCUAUAAGAUUCUCUGAGCUUGAUGUUGCUUCAGCAAGGCAUAUUGAACUGACAUAUGAAGAUAGCAUGGGGAGUGUGCCCUCAUCUCUGCCUACAAGAUUUUGGAAGUCUAUUGGGCAGGGAAUCUCUAUUGUCCUUCCAAGUGCUCGAGAUAGUGGUUCGAACUUAAGUGCUUCAUAUGUGAACAGGGCUGUUGAUGAUAACAGGAGUAGUGGAGAUGUUAACAGGCAAUAGAUCUCCUAACUGCUACGUUAACAGCGGAUUUUACUGAUUAAAUAUCGCUGAAAUACUCUCCAAUUAGGUAAAAGUGUUUUAUCCAGUGCUUUAUGCAUCCAUCUGCUAUCUGGUCAUACUUUUCGUUUUAUCUAUUCCUUGCUGUGUAAUGGGAAGAAUCGACAUGGCCGUGUAAUUAUACGAUUCUUGUGUUCAUUAUUUUUCAUUUGUUGAUAUAAUAUUAUCAUUAUUUC